Messenger RNA from Yamadazyma tenuis ATCC 10573, 517 nucleotides. RefSeq names its product serine/threonine protein kinase, AGC (gene NRC2). The record is from RefSeq and is a predicted model, not a curated record. Gene Ontology annotation, cellular component: cytoplasm; plasma membrane; nucleus. NCBI's taxonomy places the organism in Eukaryota, Fungi, Ascomycota, Pichiomycetes, Serinales, Debaryomycetaceae. Gene Ontology annotation, biological process: protein phosphorylation. Gene Ontology annotation, molecular function: ATP binding; protein serine/threonine kinase activity.
AUAGAUCUCUAUCCAUCAUCAUGAAGUUUAUAACCACUAACUUUGUCAAGUGUGCAGUAAAAACCUGUUCCAGCUCCGACAAAGCAUUCCCAUUGAAAUACGAAGAAUGUCAAGUUGUUUUGGAUGAGCAACAAGAAUUUAAUCCUGAAUUUAUUGUUCACAUGCUCGACAAACUUAACUGGGAUGCCCUUGUCAAAGUUGCACGGGACUUGGGAAAAACAGAUUUACCAACACAAAAACCAGAAGGAUUGGACCCUAUAAUGGAAGAUGAUGCUGCAGUAUUGCGGGACCUACACAGUCUUUUGAUCCAAAGUAAUAUUGUUGAAGGUAAGAUGGUCUGCGAGAAUUGUGAACAUAUCUAUUUUAUCAAGAACUCAAUUCCCAAUUUCUUAUUACCACCUCACUUAUGUUAGGUUGAGAUGAUACCAAGUAUAACCUUGUUAUGGCACCCAUAGCAAAACUGUCUUGGUAUUCACGUGACGUACAUAGAUAAUGAACAUGAACAAUUUGGGCAGGU